AUGAGCAUUGUUCUCCGCCCCUCAAGUUGGACGGAGGGAGCCAUUAUGUAUGCUAAAGGGGCUGACACGGCAAUGUUGCCGCUUCUCUCAAGCUUUAAUGGCAUGCUGCAAGAAUACAAGAUGGGCAGGAAUUACGAGGGUGGCGCAGACGCAUCAGGCGAUGAAGCAAAUCUCACUCAAAGGGGGUUAAAUGCCCCAAGAAACGGGAACUCGCACCCAGGCAGGCCCGUACCCCACCGGGGAGGCCCUGGGGACCGCGAAAUCUCAUCGCACACAGGGCACUCAGAUCCAAUGACGUACGACACAUUUUAUGAAGCUUACCACAACUUAUACAAAUACAGUAACGACCCUGGGCUAGCGUUCAAAGGAGUUCCUGUUGGUGGAAGUCGUGGUGAGGGAAAUAUCGCCAUGGUAGAGCAGCACCUUAAGGUCUUUUCUCUGCAAGGCUUACGUACAAUGGUCCUGGCAUGCAAAUACAUGUGUCAAGAUGAAACCGACGCCUAUCAGAGGCUCUACAAUGAUGCUUACGCCUCGGUGUAUAGCCGGGAAGAACGCUUGGAGCAGGUGGCCGAACAGUUUGAGCGCGACUUGGAAUAUCUUGGCAUAACGGGGGUACGCGACAAGCUGCAAGCGUACGUUCCGGAGACACUGGAACUCAUGAUGGAGGCAGGAAUUCGCGUCUGGAUUGCUACAGGCGACGACGUCGAGUAUGCACUGCAUAUAUGUCAUAGUUGCCGCCUCCUUACGAGCCAUACAAAGGUGUUUCAUGCUGCCCUCGCCACACGAGGCAAGAGAGCCAAACGGGAAGGGAUGCUUCUCUAUGACAUGUUCCGGGAGGCUCGAAUUUUGAAGAGGGCUGACGAACACAUCUGUCUUGUUGUUACGGGACCUAAUCUUGGGGCCUUUCUGAACCAUCCGGACCUUCAGACGUGCUUCCUGAACAUGGCGUGUUGCUGCGAUGUCGUCGUGGCGGCGCGUGUAACGCCGACGCAGAAAGCUGAUAUGGUUCGGCUGGUAAAGAAGCGACUAACUCCACAACCUAUUACUCUAGCCAUUGGUGACGGAGGGAAUGACGUGCCGAUGCUGCAAGAAGCCAGCGUGGGUGUGGCUAUCCGCACGGAGCGCGGUGCUUCUGUUGCCGGCUUCGCGGAUUUUGCUAUUUCCGAAUUCAGGUUCUUGCAGCGGCUGUUGUUCGUGCACGGACGCCUGAACUUUUUGCGUAUUUCCAAAGUCAUUCUGUGGACCUUCUUUAAGAGCAUUUUGCUGGCUUUUCCGGUGUUCUUGUUCCAACCUAGUUCUUUUUGGUCGGCUAUUGAGAUCUUUGACCCUGUACUUUACAUGUUGGCCAACUUUGUGUGGACAACACUGCCAUCAAUUAUGUACUCUUUUUCGGAGCAAGACUUACCAGAGCACCUGUUACCCUCGAUUCCUGUUUUGUACACUUUGGGAAGGCGUCGCUUGUAUUUUAAUGGAUUCACAUUUAGCUUUUGGAUUGUUGAGGGAAUCAUUUACUCUUUGCUAACUUAUUACUUGUUACAGGCUGCAUGGAUGGAUUCUAAUGCACUUUCGGGAGGUCCGAACAUGGGCUUCUUCUCCUUCGGCGCUAUCCUUCUCUUUGGUCUGAUAAUGCAGAGCAAUCUGCGCAUAUUGAUGGAGACGCACUUAUGGACGCCGACCUUUCUGUUGACCACCGUGGGCCUUUGCACUCUACUGUACAUCCCCGUUUUGUUUAUAUACUCCGCCACUGGGUGGCCUUUCCCGGGCAUAUUUGGCAUCGCACGAGGCAUUUUCGCCUGGCCUCUGCUCUACUUUGUUGUGCUGUUGUGGGUUGGAGUCGGCUUGAUGUUACAGGUCUUGCUUGCGGGCUUUAAAGCGUCACUUUUUCCCAAUAUCGCAACUAAUGUGAAGCAGUGGCUGGCUCAGCGGCAGGUGGAGCAUGACAGGAGACGGCGAGUUACGGCUUUGCCAUUCGAAGAGCCUCGGCUUCGACUUCUUCCUGGUGGUCAGGACGAAUACGGCUGCUAUUGUGGCAGAAGCAGCCUUAUUUCUGCGAUAAAAAGGCUCUUAUGGAUAUGCGGAUUUGGCAGCUGCCUUCCAGCUCCCGGCCCUGUGCACCAGCUUGUUGAUCCUCGCAUCCUCGCCUUCCUACGUGACAAGUUCAACCCCUUGCGGCAUAGCGACGUGUCUAGCAAGCUGCCACCCCCCAGACGAUUCCGCGUGAACGAGAACUUUGUUACUUACGGAGGCGAAAAGAAAGAUAAAGACGUUGGAACUCUAGAGAAAGACGGUGUAGGCUCACAUGGCAGAGGAGGAGGCGCUGCGGAUGAUGGCUCAAUUGACACAAAUUCUUCGGGGAUGUCAUUUGAUGGCGAUAAGGCUCGGGACCAAGUGAAGCUUGUUAAAGUAUCCCACCUUAUCAAUCGGUUUUCGCUCAAGUUCAAGGACAUGCAACUCGAGGCAGACUAUCAAAUUCAUCAGAAGAAGUCCUUUGUCAAGCGCCUAGUGCCUUGGUACCGCGUCAUUUUUGUGUUUCUGGGGAUCUACCGCAUCAUGGCAUUUCUCGCCGAGUACUUCAUCGACGUUUAUUGGGGAGAUGCGCAGCAUGUUCUGCCAUGGAUGUGCGUUCCAACAGUCAUUGUGGUUUUGGGAUUUAUUGGCGCAACUCUUUCGACGUUCAGCCAUUUCUUUAUGGAUCAUUUUUCUGUGGUUUUAAGUUCCGUCGUGUUCUUGAUGCUGGCCGAGCACGUCACCUUAUACGCUGCUGCGAAAAUGGAUGGAAUCUUGAGUUCCGUGUUGUUUCCUGUCUUCACUUUUGUCAUCCUCCGUAUUUCCUUCUUGCAAGCCGUCAUGUGGAACAUCCUCUUUGUCUCGGCCUUUACUAUCAGAUAUAUUAUUGGACAGAGCCACAGUUACCUCUACCUUUCAGAUCUGUAUGAUCACUUGCCACUUUUCCUUGGAUCCAUUGUAUUUGUCGGCUUCGUUGGAUACCGCUUAGAGUACAACCAGAGGAAGUCUUUCUUAUUAGACUACAGCGUGGAGGCUAGCAGAAGAAAACAACGCGAAAUUCUUAACACUAUGCUUCCCCCCUUCGUCGUGGACCAGAUGAUCAAUGCGCCAUUGAAUGAAGAUGGCAUCCCGUCAACUCUAGAAGCCGAUGACCGCGGAACAGUUUCUGUCGUAUUUUGCGACGUGUAUGAAUUCCAGCAGGUGGUCGCGUCAAUCGAGCCCACACGGCUUGUAGAAGUUUUGGAUUCACUAUUCCUUUGCUUUGAUAAAAGCGCUGAACAGUUUGGCUGCACAAAGAUCGAGACUGUCUUCGAAACGUAUCUCGCGGCUGCUGGCCUCCAGCCCGGAAAAGGAGGCGAGUCGGAUACUUCCCAGACGGACGCAGGAGAUGCAAUGGAUAUGGCAUUAGCGAUGUUAGAAGUCGCAGCUCAGAUUCGCUAUGAAGUGACGCGCGACCUCACCUCUGUCGUCGCCAACGUUGACGAUGAGCAACUAGCACCAGCUUCACGGCUUGGAAGCACUGCAAUGGUGCGGCAGAAGACGUCUACUCUCCGAACAGUCCUCAGAUCUCGACCGCAGCGCAUUCGUGUCAAAAUCGGAAUCAAUUCAGGUCGAGUUAUUAGUGGAGUGGUCGGAGCGAAAAAGCCUCAGUAUGCUCUUUUCGGAGACACAGUCAACACGGCAAGUCGUAUGAAGACAACCGGCCAGCCGGAUUACAUCCAUAUUAGUGAGAGCACGUAUGGUCUAGUCAAGGAGGACACCACGCUUAUCUACGAGUCGCGGAAGACAACUGUGAAAGGGAAGGGAGAUAUGAACACAUACCUCCUUGUGCGGGUGUUAGGUUCAUCUUAUCCAAACUUUGGCGAAGACGAGCCACCUCUCUUGGAUCCAUUGAACAGCAAAGAGGAGUUGCCAACGCAUGACUUUUUGCAAGCUUCGGCUUCAAGUGCGUGGGACAGGCUCCCUGGCUAUUGGACUGGGAAUCCCGACGCCGCUCUCCAUUCCAAUGAGGCACUGCUACAGAGCGCAAUGUCAUUCUCGCAUGAGGAGAAGCACACAUUGGAAGCCCCUGGCGUGCAGGCUCAGUCUCUUCCGUCAACGCCACGUUUGACACCUGGCACGCUUUCUCGUUCUUCUCUCUCUGAGGCGUUAUCACCUCCUGAAGGAUCCAGUCCCAGGACACCUUCCAUCAAUUCUCUCGAACGCACAUCCUCUCGUAACCAUCGUAGCUUUUCAGCGCUCUCAAACGGAGAGAGCGGGGCGCUGAGCAUGACACCACAACAACUGACACGCGCCUACGCUCGACAGGAGAGUGUCUCUCGCGUAUUGGCCUUCGCCAGAGAUGGCCUCCAAACCGCUGUGAAGGAACCAUCAGAGUUAAAGCGGCACGAAAUUGCCCGCCAAGUGCAUGCACAGAUCCUGCGCGAGCAGCUGCACCACGGCAACAGCUCUGUGUGGUCCUCUCAGGAGGACAUGAGCGUUGCAAGCAACUGCAUUCCUCCUAGCGUAGCCUCCUUACCGCAGUUCCGAUAUUCUGUGUCCCAUACCGCCGACAUCCGUAACAACUCUCGAAUUGGCAGGUCCAUUAGCAACAGACAGUCUCCCCGCCCACUUGUGGCGAAGCAGUCUACCAGCGAGGGCCGCGCCGUUGAAAUGCGAAAGCGCCAAACAUUUCCAGCUGAACCGUGUCUCACGACACAGGGUUCGUCGGCAGGGCAUGCCGCAAGCAGGUGGCGUGCGGCAAACGACUUGUUUUUCCACAUAGGAACAGAGGCCCAAGCCAAGUUCACAGGCCUACUAAAGGUGCUGGGAAACAGCAGCAAAGAAGAAGAGCAUACCGUAGAUUUGGGUAUGGACGACGAAGACAAUUUUGAGGCGAGAGAAGCUCGCAUAGGGGUGUCUCGCGAAAGCUUGUUGCUGAUGAAAUUUAAGGACAAGAACAUGGAGGCCCGCUACAGGACUCACUUUUACAACAACAAGUCAAACAUCAAUACUAUAGAGCAGGCAAUCAUCAUUUUUCUGGUCGCGUUUGCAGUGCAAACCCUCGUGCGGCUGUGCAUGCCUUGGCAGUACAUCGAAGUAGUUGAAGGCGUCAAGUAUACGGUGGAGGUCUCUAGCGAACUUUAUUGGGGCGUCCGCGCUACGUAUACGUGUGCUGCGUUCUUCUUGUGGAUUCUCUUUCACUACCGCAACAGAGAUGAGGUGGCGUCUCGCUUGGAAAUUCGCUGGAUGGUAUUUUUGUUGAAUGUGUUAUUUAUCUCGGCGGCCUGCGUCUUUGCACUAAGCAAUAGUUGGAGUAUUCAGACUACGACGCGGGAGCCGCAGGGGGGUGGGGGUGUUGCCACUUCCAGUUUGACCAGCGCUUCUGUACUCUCCCCGGGGGUGGCAAUCCAAACGUCUACCUUGGGAACGGACAUGCUGACUUACUUAAGAGGCGGCCCCACAGUGCGCAUGCCUGAAAACGUUGAUGUGCACUCCCCUGUUUCAUUCCUUUCAUCUAAGUCAGUGACACCCGGUCAACUCGUCGAGGCUAUGGAGAACUGCCCAUAUGAUGUCUGUCCCGGCUCUGGCGCAACUACCCCGACGGAAGAUUUACCAGCGCUUUGGCGGCGGCUGUCAGAUAACGUGCCACCGAAGGCUAUUCCCGCAUCAGAUGUGGUAAAUGUGCCGGGACAACGAGGAGCAUGUUUCUGGCUUGUUUCGGAUAGCGUUGAGCUCUUCUUUUACGUUGUGAUUCUGCAUCACAAUACCGGACUUCUCUUCCAAAACUGCAUUCUCGUCGACAUCCUACUUCUCACCACGUGCCUCACGUUCAUCCUUACAGCAGCUGUUUCCUCAGCCAACACCAUCGGGAUGGUUGUGAACUUCCCGUGUUACGUCUUUUUCAAUCUGGUCAGCGCCUACUGGAAGGAGUACAUUGACCGCUUGACCUUCUACGUCAACGAGCAUGCGAAAACGACGGAAGGUCGCGCCACGCAGCUUCUCAAUGACAUGCUGCCAAAGCAAGUGCUGGAAGAGUUCCAACAGGACAAGCUGCGGCUCGCAUACACCCACGAUCGAAUGACUUUUCUUUUUGCUGAUAUUUGCGGGUUCACGAGUUGGGCAAAAAAUGUGGACGCCUGCGAAGUGGUUACAAUGCUGCAAAAACUGUUUGCAAAGUUUGAUCGUGACAGCACAAAGUACAAGCUCUAUAAGCUGUGCACAAUAGGUGACGCGUACGUAGCGGUCAGCGAGCCAGUUACUGAAGAUAACGAGGACUAUGACCCCGUGGAAGGCACCGGUUUGGUGCUGACCAUGGCACAGUCCAUGAUUACGAACAUCCUCGAAGUCCGCGAGAGGCUGAGCAUCCCAAGCUUGAACAUGCGCAUAGGUCUACACUACGGAACUUGCGUUGGCGGGGUGAUUGGCUCUGGACGGUUGCGGUAUGACUUGUGGGGAAUGGAUGUUCUCACGGGAAAUAUGAUGGAAAGCAACGGACAGCCUGGAAAGGUCAAUGUUAGUGCAGUGCUCCGUGACUUUCUUCUGAAGCACUUCCCAGGGAAGUUCCAAUUUCGCUUUAACAAGACAGUUUGCGUCAUCAACAAGACGGUUGAUUCCUACAUCAUCCACCCAGCAGGAGAAGUGACGGACGAACUCGCUGGAGACCAAGCAGGACCCGAGCCGCCUUUAAUACCACAGCCACCGGGGAUGUCUCCAGGUCCAAGCCGCGAUGACUCCGCCAAGCCAGAACUCCGCGGGAAGAGAUCUCGCAGAGGAUCGAUCAUGGGAGUCCAUGGUUCUGUGGGACGGCGAUACAGCGUCCGCGGCAGCGCUGAGGGCAGCUUACCUGCAGAGUCCCCUCGUGGCAGUCUCCCGUGUGCCAGCAGGCCUGGAUCGCGAGCCAGCAGCUGCCGCAGCUCUGCUCCGCAGGGGGAAGUACAGGACAAACUUUUGGCUAGCCAACAGCUGGACGCAGAGACACAUGCAGGUCAGCUACAGUGCAGACCCGCAUGUACUCGAUUACGUAGUCCUGCAGCUGGUGGAUGCGACCCAACCGCGCUGCAAGACUUCAAUCGCUCGGGCAGCACAGCCCACACAGGCGCCGCGCCGAUGCACCCAAUAACGGAGGAGAAGGCGGCGCCGACUUCAAGUCCAGAUGUUAACAGCGAUAGCUCUCCAGAGAUAUAUUGA
Molecule: messenger RNA, 7176 nt
Organism: Cyclospora cayetanensis
Lineage: Eukaryota; Apicomplexa; Conoidasida; Eucoccidiorida; Eimeriidae
Exons: 53
Coding region: 1-7176 (2391 amino acids)
Biological process (GO): cyclic nucleotide biosynthetic process; intracellular signal transduction; phospholipid translocation
Cellular component (GO): plasma membrane
Molecular function (GO): ATP hydrolysis activity; ATP binding; ATPase-coupled intramembrane lipid carrier activity
Source: RefSeq, a predicted model, not a curated record